This is a messenger RNA of Oncorhynchus gorbuscha (pink salmon), 4550 nucleotides long. Its product is annotated as hemicentin-1-like. The record is from RefSeq and is a predicted model, not a curated record. Lineage: Eukaryota; Metazoa; Chordata; Actinopteri; Salmoniformes; Salmonidae. Bases 98 to 2359 code for a protein of 753 amino acids. The transcript is spliced from 11 exons.
UACUGGUUUUUAUACUUACUCAGAAUCAACACAGCUUCAUUGGCUUCAAGACAGUGUUAAAAAGCAGGUCAUCUGGCCCUUUCUGAUACAGAGAAUCAUGCACAUCACAGGAGCUGAAAGACUCAUCCUCAUUGGUGGUCUGCUGCAAGAAAAUCCAUCCCAACCCACUCUAAGUCCAGCAACAGUACAUGUGAUGGAGGGGACCUCAGUGAGUCUGAUCUGCUCUGCUGCAGCCCCCUGUCCCUCACUCCCUCCAACUCUGACAUGGACCCCCACACUGAGUGACAGUGUGGAGGAUUUGCAGGUGACUCCGAAUCGAGUCAUAACUUCUAUCCUGAACUUUACCGCUUCACAUGUCCACCAUGGAGAGAAGAUCUCCUGCACUGCGCUGUACAAACGACAAGCUGGCAAGAGUGAUAAAUCAUCCAAAACUGAUCUGACAGUCGCUGUUCUUUACUCUCCCAAGAACACCUCAGUGUCAGUCAGUCCCUCUGAUUCAGUGGUAGAGGGCAGCUCUGUGACUCUGACUUGCAGCAGCAAUGCUAACCCAGCAGUGGGGCGCUACAACUGGUACAGAGUUAUUGGAGAGCAGGUUUCAACAGUGAGGGCUAGCAGAAUGCUAACUGUCCAGGUACCAGCAGAUGACAGUUAUUUCUACUGUGAAGCCAUCAAUGACCAUGGAACCGAGAAGUCAUCUGUCAUUCAACUAGAUGGAAUGUACCCUCCCAAGAACACCUCACUGUCAGUCAGUCCCUCUGGUUCAUUGGUAGAGGGCAGCUCUGUGACCCUGACCUGCAACAGCAAUGCCAACCCUGCAGUGAAGAACUACACCUGGUACAAAAUCAAUGGGACUGAGGCUGUCCUUUUAGGAUCUGGAGAGAGCUUCACCUUAGACAGUAAAGCAAGUGAUAGCGGGGAGUACUGCUGUGAAGCACUGCAUGCACUCGGUAAAGAAAAAGCCACAGUUGUUCAGCUGGAUAUUCAAUAUCCCCCCAAGAACACCUCAUUGUCAGUCAGUCCCUCUAGCUCAGUAGCAGAGGGCAGCUCUGUGACUCUGACUUGCAGCAGCAAUGCCAACCCAGCAGUGAAGAACUACACCUGGUACAGAGUUGAGGGAAGGGAGAAGGACAUUGUCGGGUCUGAAGAGGACCUCAACAUUUCCAGUGUGACCAGGCUUUCAAAUGAAAAGUACUACUGUGAGGCUCAGAAUGUCCAUGGACUGCAGACCUCUGAAGCCAUCAGUAUCAAUGUAACGUUUGCUUCAGAGAUCCUGAACACCUCUCACUGCAUCAGGAUUUCAGCUACAUCUCAGAUCAGAUGUUUCUGUGAUAGCUAUGGGAACCCUGCUCCCACACUGGUGUGGCAACUGUCUGGAGUGUCUGUCAAUCACUCAACUAACACCAUCAUCAUGGAGGAGCCAAUGGGCCAAGCAGGCCUGAGGAGCUCCAUCACCAUCCACCAAUCACAGGAAGAGAAAAUACAGAGUCUGGUCUGCCUCAGCUCCAACUUUGUUAAUUUUGACAGCUUCAAGUUUGACUUAACAUCAAUGAAAACAUUGGAAGGUUUCCAUCUUCCCUCUCUGUUGAUCGGGGCUGGUGUGGGGGCAGGAGUGAUGAUGCUCCUAUGCAUCCCACUACUUCACUUCUGCAAGCAUAGGAGAGCCAGGCAGUCACCAAGCAAAAGACAGAAGGACACAGCAGAGUUCAUAGUGACGGAUGAGGAGACCCUCUUUCAGGAGGAGGACAAUGUCUAUGCCAAUAAAGCCAUGCUGGAUGAGGCCCUCGGGCCCAACAGGACAGUGGACUGGGAAAUCGACGACACAGACCUCCUCCACUACGCCAACUUGAACUUCUCCAAACUCCAGGCCAAGGUGGCCGAGCGGGGGGUGGGGGAGGGAGAGAUCAGGGGAGUCGCCUCCAAAACGACAGAGUACGCAGUGAUCCGCCUGCAAUCCACAGGCAGUAUCGAGGGAGGGGCUGAGAAGAAGGAGACCAUUCCUGCUCUGAAGCAGGGGGAGCACACUGAGGACCAUGGAGCUAAAGUAUUGGAAGAAUCCCAGGCAGGGCACGAGAGUGACGAGGAAGAAGAAGUCGCAAAAGAUUCUGCGCUGCCAGAGCUACAGGGUGUGACUAAUUAUGCCCUCAGUGUCCAGGAGUAUACAGAGUCCCCACUGGGACAGUCUGAGCAGCACAACACAGCAGAAACUGCAGUGGACGAGGUGACACUGCUUUCUGAGCCGAAAGAUUCCGCUAAUGGUGAAGAGGAGGACACAUAUGGGAACAUAUGUCGUGGUCAGGUCAUAUCUGAAGCAAAUUGUGGACAACCUGAGUUAGAUAGGAGGACGAGUAGGAGAGUGUAAAGGCGUAGUAAGCUGAUGUAUAGAGGGAGUAAAGCUUAAAUGCAGAUAAGGUUGUGAAAAAUCACCCAUAAUGCACUGCAGAGAAAUCCUCGUCACCUUCCAAACUAGAACCACUAUGUCCACCUUUUUUUUAACACCAGUUAUUCUACAGUGUCUGUUCAUCAGUUGGAUUCUCAUCUCUAUAUAUACAAUAUAUACAGAAGUCUGUGGACACCCCUUCAAAUUAGUGGAUUCGGCUAUUUCGGCUUAAAAUGAAAUCCAAUAAGGAAAUACAUUAUAUUUUGUCCUGCUGAUCUACACAACCAACUCCACAUUUUCAAAGUGAAAGAACAAUUCUAUAUAUAUUUUUCCAAUUGAAUAAAACAAAAAAACAAAGAUGUCUUGAUUGCGUAUGUCUUCACACCCCAGAGGUAACACCUGGUGGAAGCACCUUGGGCCGCCAUUAUAGCUGUGAAUCAUUUUGAAUAAGGUUCUACUAACUUUGCACAACUCUUAGGCUAACACAUACCCAUUGUUUUUUGUCCAAAUAGCUCAAGCUCAGUAAAUUUGGUUUGGGAGUCAUUGAUGGACAGCAAUAUUCAAACAUUGUCUCUAAUUGUCAAGCAGAUUUAAGUCGGCACAAUCCACAGUACUUGAAAAUACAGAGGGUUUUACUCUGUGUUGUUUAGUUCUGGAUUUGGCCCGUGGUUUAUAAUUUAGGCCAGAAAAAUGAAUUUCCUGUGUUGUCUUGCAGUAUUACUUAACAGCCUUGUUGCCAACAGAAUGUUUGAUUUGAAGGGGAUUUUUUUAACACAGGCUUCCUCCUUUUCACUUUUCUAUCGAGGCUAAUAAUGUGGAGUGAAUGCAAUGUUGUUGAUCCUCCUGUUUGUGGUGGAAACAAUGUGUCAUUGGUGUGCUUGACCUCGGCAGGGAUUGGAGAGUUUGUCAGGAUCAUAAUAAAUAUGAAAGGAGCAAAACCCAGAUUAACAAAGCCCAGAUUCAGUCUUCUGAAUACCAAACACUGGGAUAGAGUUGUAUUUUUCAGCGAGUCAAUUGCACACAUUUCAAUCUCAAAGACACACCAGAAUGGCUUUCCAAUAGCUGUUGACUGCUUCUGAAUGGUUCAGUGUGGUUCAGUCCUGACUUAAAUCUGCAUGAAAAUUUGAGACAAGGGGCUGGACUCAAUCCGUAUCGCUGUAGUCAAAUCCAAUGAAAAUCAAAUCAAGAAGCUGAUUUUCAAGGUUUGAAUUUUGCUGUCCAUCAAUGACUUCCAAACAAAUAUACUGGGCUUGAGCAAUUUGGACAAAAACAAUGUGUAUAUGUCGCCCUAUGAGGUGGUCAAAGCUGGUAGAAUCUAAUUCAAAAUGAUUGACAGCUCUAAUGACUGCCAAAGGUGCUUCCACCAAGUAUUUACUCUGGGGUGCGAAGACAUACAUAAUUAAGACAGCUCCGUUAUUUUUUUAUUUAUUUAUUAAUUUGGAAAAUGUUCUGUAUUUUUUUCUUUCACUUUUAAAAUGUAGAGUAAGUUAUGUACAUCAGUAGGAAAACAAUCAAAUGUCAUACAUUUUUUAUUUACUUUUAAGGCAGCAAAAUGUUAAGACUGUGCGGGGGGGGGGGGUGUACACUUUCACUAGGAACUGUUUAUGUUUUUUUAUUCUGACUUUUUAACUGUGUUUUUAUAGAUUAGCGUCGCUCCUUACAUACAUUUUCAAUUAAUUAAAUGUUCAUCUUGCAACAGUUAAGAGUGUAAUAUUUGUUUGUUUUUCAAAGUUUUGUUCCUCAUCUAUGAAUUUGUAACUUAUUGUUGCACAGACAAUGUGUAUUUAUGAACUUACAAAAUGUGUGUGAUGGUUAUGAAUCACUUCAACAUGUUGUAUUGUUGUUUUUAUUGUCUUUUUUAUUGAAAAUGUAUUUACAAUGUUUAAAGCUGAAUACAGGUGAAUACAGGUUACAAGCAGUCAGUAAAUUCAGCAUGAUUCAGUAACUAUGUAAAGUCAGAAGUCAGUAAUAAUGCACACUGCAAUGUUAAACAAAUAUGGAGACAUGGUGUCAGUUACAUAGCAUAUACACAAUAGCACAUCCUGUAAUAUGGGACAUUUCUAAACAGUGAAGCAUUUCUGUUUUGACAGCCUAGUAAGCACACAUUGCAUUGAUGUACCGCACGAUGUUCAAACCCACUUUGAAUGACGUCAAUAAACUCUGUUUUCUGCCA